GCCGGGCACACUGCACAACAACAAAACAAAAUGGAGGUGUUGGAAAAAAAUUGUCGUUGAAAAAAGUGCUGGUCUAGAAUUUUGCGUUGAACGCUGUGAGCAAAUGUGUUUCACUGCGAAUAUGUCAAAGGUCGGCCAUGAAGUGCACGAAACACGAGACACAAAUGACUCCAACAUAUGAAAGCAACAUCAACCACAACAACAAGACGUGAAAUUGCACACCAGUUGUAAUUAAGUUUAGUAGUUAGAAACCCAGAACAACCAAUAUAUAUAUAUAUUAGAUACGCAAUCAUAAACGGUAAACUAAGACGAAGCGCGAGAGUGGAGAGAGAAGUAGAGGAGCCACAAGAUAUCCGUUCAACAAUCAGUGGCAGUCAACGUCCCCGCCGUGAAGAAGAACAACUUCUCUAGGCUAGGCAUUUCAUCCUUUCUCCUCCCAACUCCAACGCGCAGAGAGCAAGCAGCAUCAAAAUUAAGCCAACCGACGAGCAAACCUGAAAACGCAGCGGCGUCGCGUCGUCAUCCAUCGGUCGACGUGUAACGGACAUUUCUGUGUGCGCUGCGUUUCAAAAAUCUGAUGGAUGGAAAUGCACAAAAUAUGUUUCACGGAAAUCAUCAAGGAGAUCCCUAUUACCGUUACGAUGCGGCAGCCGCCGCAGCAGCCGCCGCCGCGGCAAAUCCUCGGGCAAUGGGACCGCCCGGCGGCUAUCCGCCUCGCCACCGCGCUCCACAUCCGCUACAGCAACAGCCCCAAUACCCAUCGUACCAGCCAACGGCGGAGAAUCUCUACGGGCUGGGGGCCGCCGAUCAUCAAGCGGCCAUGGGCCUCGGAGUGGGCGUCGGCGUUGGAGCCGGAAUGGGUGAUCUAAGUGGUUGGGGUGCAGCGCCCUCGGUACCGGGACAGGCAGCAGCGUAUCCUGGCGCCGGAUUGGGUGCCUAUGGCCAUCCGCAGGCAGCACCGCCGGCGCAGCAGCAGCGCCAGCAGAGCCAGGCCAGCGCGUAUCGGCAACACAUGCCCGCCUACGGACAGCAGGAACAGCAGAAGCUGGUGGCGCCCUACGGAGCACAGCAAAGCAUGAUGGCCGGCUACGGAUCGCAGCAGCAGCAGGUCCAGCCGCCCACGCCCCAGCAGCAGCAGGCACAGCAAGUGCAGGCCCAGCAGGUGCAGGCACAGCAACAGGCGCAGCAGCAACAGCAGCAGCAGCAGAGUCAGCAGCAGGCUCGACUGCCGCAGCACUAUCCGCAAGCGCCUGGCCAACAUCCCCUGUAUCCUGGUGUAGUGGGAGCACCCACUGUCCAGGCAGGACAGCCUCCGACAGUGCCCCAGGCCUACGCUCACAGCCCUUACGGCAGUCCCAUGCAGCACCAGCCAGGACGGGGAGCGCCGCAACAUGUGGGCUACGGCCACACGGGGCUGGAUCAGGCGUCAGCCUACGGGCAGCACGUGCCGGGAGGAGCGCCGCCGGGCCAUCAUUUGAGUGCGCAGCAGCAGCAGGCAGCGCAGCAAUUGGGAGCCCACCAGCAGCAGCAGCAACUCCAAUCGCAGCAACAGCAGGCGCAGCAGCAGCAGCAACCGCACGUCUCGCUUAUGCAGCAACAGCAACAGUUGCCAGGCGCCGUGCUGCCCCCUCCGCACAUGGGAAUGCCUCCUAGCUACGGAAGCCACCACCAGCAGCAGCAGCAACAGCAGCAAGUGCAACAGCAGCAGGCGCAGCAAGUGCAGCAGCAGCAGCAGGCAGCUCCGCCUUACAUGUCCAGCAGCAAACAUCAACAGGCGGCCGCCGCUCAGCUGAAUUCCUCGCCCCAGUAUCGCGCACCCUUUCCGCAGCUAUCGCCACAGAUGUCGCCACGUCCGCCGACCAUGUCGCCGCAUCCGCAGAUGUCACCGCGACCGGUGGGCGUGUCGCCGGCAAAGCCACCACCCACGCAACAACAGACGCAGGCGCAGCAGCAGCAGCCACAACAGCAGCAGGUGGUGAACAACCAGCCCAGCCAGCAUAGCAUCCAAGGCAUGGUCGGACUGCCCUCGCCACGACCCCAGCCGCCGAGCAGCGGAGGAGGAGGCGUUGGAGCAGGGGGAGGAGGAGGAGGAGCGGUAUCGAAGGCGGUACCGGCGCCCGUUGCUCCCGUCAAUACCUUGCAGGCCCUCGAACAAAUGGUGAUGCCGUCACAGGCGCAUGGACUGCCUCCUAUGGACUAUCCGUCAGCGUACAGGAGCUCGGUGGUUGGUCCCAGGAUGCCAGCGUCUCCGCAGCAGCAGCAGCAUCACCAGCAGUGGGGCACCCAGCACAUGGCCGCCAUGCAACAGCAGCAACAGGCGCAACAGCAGCAGCAACAAGCGCCGCAGCAGCAGGCGGCUAUGUUGCAGCAGCAGCACCAUCAGCAACAGCUGAGCAUGUACGGACAGGCGAUGGGACAGCAGCAACAGCAGCAGCAGCCACAAGCGGCGCAACAGCAACAGGUUGUGCCGCCAGUGGUGGCACCACCAGUAGUGCCUAACCCGCAGCAACAGCAGCAGCAACAACAACAUCAACAACAGCAGCAAUCACUCAACGAUCAACUGCAGCAUUCCAUCAACGAUAUUGUGGGAGGUGGAGGAGGCGGCAACAGCAACAGCAGUGGAGCUGCGGUCAGCGGUCAAAAUCAGACCCAACUGGCGGCCAUGUCCUCCUCUCCAUUGCACCAGCAAAGCUUGCCCAGUAUGCAUCAUUUGAUACAGCCAAGCAUGGAGGCGGGUCAGCCGGCGCAACAGCAGGCGGCGCAGCAAGCGCAGGCGAGUCUAACGUCGCCGCAUCACCAGCAAAUGCAGCACCAAUCGCCGAUACACCAGCAGCAGCAUCAGUCGCCGCACCACCAGCAACAUCUGCCCAGCUACAACCAGUCACAGCCGCAGCAGCAGCAAUUUGAUCCGUUUGCAAACAUCUUGGGAGACAGCAGCCAGCAGCAGCAGCAGCCGCCGGCAGCUACGACUCAACAGACAAUGUCGCCGGCUCAUGUGAGUUCGCCGAUUCCAGCGCAAAUGCAGCAGCAGCAGCAGCAACAGGUGCCACAACAGGCCCCGCCGCAGCAAAGCGUGACACCCUCGUCGCAUCACCUGAGCAGCAUCCUUAACGAAACGGCCAACUCGAACGAUUCCUCCACCCUGGCCGUGGCAGCCAAUGAUAGCAACAACAGCAGCAGCAACAGCAGCACCAACAGCAUCGUCAACAAUCAACCGACCUCGGUCCAUGACAGCAACUCGCAGAGCAGCAUCAACAGCAGCGGCAACAACAACCAGCCGCAGCAGCAGCAGCCGCAGCAACAGCACUUGCUAAUGGACAACACAAACUCCCACUCAGAUGUCGUCGGAGUGGAUGUCGGUGGUCUCUUUGACAACAAUUCCAUGUCCUCGCAAUCGGCAACAGUGACGACUGCGGUGGCCAACAAUGCAGCAGCCACGGCGGCGGCGGCUCUCUUAGACAGCAAUUCGCAGUCGUCGAAUGCCGGCGAGUUCGAGAAGAAUCAGAGCGAAUCGGGAGGCGAGGGAUUAGCGGGCGUUCCUGUCAAUGAAACCGAGCUGCCGAUGGAUGAGACGUCGAGUGUUCCGAAGACACAAGAUACCAGCCUGGGUCUGAGCACCGAGUUGCCGACCGCUGUGCAGGAGGAUCUCCUGGAGAAGCCCACCGCCGAGGAGAUGAUAGAACAAACUCAGCUGGGAGACCUGACGACAGAGGAAUCCCAAAAGAACCUUGACGAUUUGCCAGAGGACAAGGUAGUGCCGCCAAUGGAUUCCACCACAGUGCAGGCGCCGCCGCAGCAACAACAGCAGAUUCCCCCGCCCAUAGGAAUGCCAAUGCAUCCCAUGGCCCAGGGAUACGAUGCCCAGGGCGCUCCUCCGCAAGGUCACAUGCCGCCCAUGAUGCCGCCAUAUGGAGCAGGAGUAGGCGGAGCACCGCCGGGCAGCAUGUAUCCGCCUCCGUAUCCGAUGCUGCAUCAGCAAGAGAUUGCAGCGCUGCAGCAGCAGAUCCAGGAAUUGUACUGCAUGCCGCCGGGCCAUGAGCACCAGCAUCAGGAGAAGCUAAUGCGAAUGCAGGAGCGCUUGAAUCUGCUAACCCAGCACGAGAUUAACGAUCAGUGUGCCGGCGGUGGCCCACAGUGCCUACUCUACCAGAGCAUGCCGCCUAUGUACGGCCCGCCGGGCAGCAACAAUCCGCUGCACAAUCAAAUGGUGGAGAGUCCCCAGGUCUCAAGCACCACCGGACGGGGCAGAGGCAAGGGAACGAAUAAGCCACGGAAGCCGCGGGCCAAAAAGGGCGACAAGGGGGGACAGGUGGCGGCGUCGACAGCCGCGCAUCAGCAGCAGCAGCAGAUGCUGGAACAGCGCCAGGGAGACCUAAUGGAUAUCAGUGGCAACGUGGUGGAUACUCCCAGUAUACCCACAACGCAGCUGCCCGUCUCCGAGGACUGUGUGACCCAGGGAGCCGGCGACACCAGUGUCGUUGGCAUGCUGGAGUACAGCGAGGGCAUGGGCGAUCUCUCGCAGGAUGUCCACUCGGCCAACGAACUAGACACCUCUACCGAUGGCAGUGGGAAAAAGAAGAAGCCUCGCAAGCCGCGCACUCCCAAGGAUCCGAAUAAGCCGCCGCGGGAUAGGACGCCGAAGGCGAAGAAACCAAAAGAUCCUAGUGACCCGGAGACACCGGCACCGGCUCCGGCCCGGAAAAGGGCCAGUGUUAGCAAGCGAAGGAAGCAGUAUGGCGAGGAAGGAGCCGAGCAAACCGGCGAAGGCAGCGAAGUGGAGGAUAAUAAGCCACUCGUAACUAAGGCUGGAUCCGCCGAUGGCGAAGCGGAAACCACUUCAGGCGGAGGAGGCGGCGGAGGAGUCGAUGGCGAGUCGCCGGAUUAUGACGAUAUACCUGUAUCCAAGAUACCGCGGAGCGCCAACGACGAGGACAAGGAUGCCGGUGGCGAGGCUGGCGACGAGACUGUGGACUCAGUUCCGGACUCCGCCGGCGAUGCAGCCGGAACCACGCCCAGUAGGAGGGAUCGGAAAAGGUCAACGGCCAGGAGUAGUCGCCGCAAUGCCAAUUCCGAGGAGGGAGGCGGUAGUGCGCGGCGGAAUCGUGGCUCCCUCUCCGCCAAGGCCCUCAAGAAGCGAAGGAAUAGGGGCAGGAUUGUGCCCGAAUCCGAUGGCGAAGACGACACCUUGGACAGGACACCGCCACCAUCGCCGCCACCAGACUCUGAACUGGACUCGAACAAGAGACGAUCGUCGAGGAAUACGCAGCGAAAGAAGUACAUUGACGAUGUCAUGCUCAGGUUCUCCGACGACGACAACUCUCUCCUAGUGGCUUCGCCAGUCAAGAAAGACAAGAAGUCCUCCGCUACCGCUGCAGCCGCCGCAAACUCUAGUGCCGGCAGUGAUGUGGAGAAGGCGGAGCCUCAGUCAGGGGCUGAGGGCGAAGCGGCUGGCCAGGAAGCUGGAGCGGGCUCUGAGGAUAAAUCCAAUCUUCCCCCCGACGAAAGCAGCCAGCUGGAAGCCAGCUCGAGUUCGACCUCGGCCGCAGCGGCUGCGGAAAAGGAGCGCCUCAACGCCACCGAUGCCGCCAAUGCAGCCAUGUCCUCCAAGCCCAAUUAUGUGUACAUCAACACUGGCGACGAGGAUAGCAUGGUGGUACAACUAGUUUUGGCCAUGCGAAUGGGUAAACGGGAACUUAUCCCGGAGAAACCCAAGGAGAAGACGCCGGAGCCGCAGACCAAAAAGGAGGAGGAGGAGAAGGAUCAAGGGGAGAAACCAGAAGCAGAAGCUUCAGCGGAAAAGCCCGAAGGCGAGGAAAAGCCUAAAACAGAGGCUGUGGAUAAAGAGGAUUCAAAAGAAGAUUCCGAGAUUAAGAAGCCGGGAAACGAGACUUCCGAAAUGGAAGUGGACGGCGACAAGGAUGAGUCUGAGGCAACGAAGACGGCUGAAAAGUCUGAUGAGGAAGAAGCCUCCAGCGAGGUCAAGGAUGCGGACAACAAGAUGGACGUAGAUGAAUCCAAACCAGAAACAGAGCAAACCGAAACGGAGAAACCUGAAGAGAAAUCCGAAAACACAGAAGAUGAGAAAACCACCUCUUCGGAUGUAGAAACCGCAGAGGAGGCCAAGGAAACGGAGGAAACUGAUGGUGGUGAGAAAAUGGAUGUGGAUGAGAGUGAAUCGCCCACUAAGCCCAAGGAAGAGAAUGCCAGUGGGGACAAGACCUCAACUGAAGAUGUGAAAACCGAAGAGGAACACAAUGAAAAAGAUAAGAAAUCUGCGGAAGCUGAGGAAAAGGAGGCAACGGCAGUCAAGGAGAAGGGAGACGAGGAGUCCGACAAAAAGGAAGGUGAAGAGGGAAACGAUGCUGGGGACAAGGAGAACAAACCCGAGCCCGUCUUCAUCGAUGUGGAGGAGUACUUUGUCAAGUAUCGCAACUUUAGUUACCUCCACUGCGAGUGGCGGACCGAAGAGGAACUCCUCAAGGGCGAUCGCCGUGUGGCGGCCAAGAUUCGACGCUUCCAGCAGAAGCAGUCGCAGCAACUGAACAUUUUCGAGAAUAUCGAAGAGGAGCCCUUCAAUCCCGACUUUACGGAAGUAGAUCGGGUGCUGGACAUGUCCGUGCACACGGAUGAGAACAGUGGCGAGACCACAAAGCACUACUUGGUCAAGUGGAAGUCCUUGCCCUACGAGGACUGCACCUGGGAGCUGGAGGAGGAUGUCGAUAACGACAAGAUUGAGCAGUACUUGCGCUUCAACAAGAUCCCGCUGAGGUGCGAGUGGAAGAGCAAGAAGCGGCCGCAUCCGGAGCUCUGGAAGAAGCUGGAGAAGACGCCGGUGUACAAGGCGGGAAACAGCCUGAGACCGUACCAGCUGGAGGGUCUCAAUUGGUUAAAGUUCUCGUGGUACAACACACACAACUGCAUCCUGGCCGAUGAAAUGGGUCUGGGCAAGACCAUCCAGAGUUUGACAUUUGUCCACUCCGUUUAUGAGUAUGGCAUUAGGGGACCCUUCCUGGUCAUAGCUCCCCUCUCCACGAUUCCCAACUGGCAGCGCGAGUUCGAGGGCUGGACGGACAUGAAUGUGGUCGUCUAUCACGGGUCGGUGACCAGCAAGCAGAUGAUACAGGACUAUGAGUUCUACUACAAGACGGACAGCGGCAAGGUCCUCAAGGAGCCCAUCAAGUUCAAUGUCCUGAUCACCACCUUCGAAAUGAUUGUCACCGACUACAUGGACCUGAAGGCCUUCAACUGGCGCCUGUGCGUCAUCGAUGAGGCUCAUCGCCUGAAGAACCGAAACUGCAAGCUCCUCGAGGGGCUGCGUCAGCUGAAUCUGGAGCACAGGGUCCUGCUUUCGGGAACUCCACUGCAGAAUAAUAUCAGCGAGCUGUUCUCGCUGCUGAACUUCCUGGAGCCCUCGCAGUUCUCCUCGCAGGAGGAGUUCAUGUCCGAGUUUGGUAACCUCCGCAACGAGGAGGAAGUGAACAAGCUCCAGGCCCUGCUCAAGCCCAUGAUGUUGCGUCGCCUGAAGGACGAUGUGGAGAAGAGUUUGGCGCCCAAGGAGGAGACCAUCAUUGAGGUGGAGCUGACGAACAUACAGAAGAAGUACUACCGCGGCAUUCUCGAACAGAACUUCAGUUUCCUGAAGAAGGGAACCACAUCCGCGAAUAUUCCCAAUCUGAUGAACACGAUGAUGGAGCUGCGCAAGUGCUGCAUCCAUCCGUACCUCUUGAACGGCGCCGAGGAGCAGAUUCAAUACGAUUUUAAGUCCCAGCACGGUGAGGAUCCCGAGUCCUACUACAAGAAUCUUAUCCUCUCGGCGGGCAAAAUGGUUUUAAUUGACAAACUUUUGCCCAAACUCAAGGCCAAUGGCCAUCGAGUGCUGAUCUUCAGUCAGAUGGUGCGGUGCCUGGACAUUCUGGAGGAUUACCUGGUGUACCGGAAGUAUCCCUUUGAGCGAAUCGAUGGACGGAUUAGGGGCAAUCUGCGUCAGGAGGCCAUCGAUCGGUACUCCAAACCGGGCUCUGAUCGGUUUGUCUUCUUGCUCUGCACCAAAGCAGGAGGACUGGGCAUUAAUUUGACGGCCGCCGAUACGGUCAUUAUAUACGACUCCGAUUGGAAUCCGCAGAACGAUCUGCAGGCCCAGGCCAGGUGCCAUCGUAUUGGACAACGCAAGAUGGUGAAGAUCUACCGGCUGCUCUGCAGAAACACCUAUGAGCGUGAGAUGUUCGACAAGGCGUCGAUGAAGCUGGGCCUGGACAAGGCCGUGCUGCAGUCGAUGAACACGCAGGGCUCUAAGGAUGGCAACAACAAGCAGCUGUCCAAAAAGGAGAUCGAAGAUCUGCUCAAGAAGGGCGCCUACGGUGCUGUCAUGGACGACGACAAUGCCGGCGACAAGUUCUGCGAAGAGGACAUUGACUCGAUCCUGAAGCGCCGCACUCAGGUCAUCACCAUGGAAUCGGAGAAGGGUUCGACCUUCUCGAAGGCUUCAUUUGCCGCCUCCGGCAACAGAUCGGAUAUUACCAUCGAUGAUCCCGAUUUCUGGACCAAGUGGGCCAAGAAGGUUGACAUCGAUCCCGAUGCCUGUGAGCGAGACGAGACUGAGGAUUUGGUUCUAUCAGAGCCGCGGCGACGCACGCAGAUCAAACGCUACGGUCAUGAGGAUGUGAUGGAACUGAACUCGGAGGAAUCUUCCAAUGAGAAUAGCGACGAGGAGGGAGGAAUUGGUCUUCGUUCACGCCGCCGCAAGGAGAAACGAGAUCGCGCCCGCGAAAAGAAGGGCAACGAUGAGUACAUUCCACGCGAACGUGAUGCCCUGGCUGCCUUGGGACUGGAGGAGAUUCAGUACGGUAACUGGGCCAAGUCCGAGUGCUUCAAGGUGGAGAAGGGGCUGCUUUCCUUUGGUUGGGGACGAUGGUCGGAACUCCUGGAGCUGGGACAAUUCAAGCGCGGCUGGCGUGAUAUCGAUGUCGAGGACUGUGCUCGCAUUAUCCUCCUUUACUGUCUCCAAGUGUACAAGGGUGAUGAGAAGAUCAAGACGUUCAUUUGGGACUUGAUUACGCCAACGGAGGACGGAGAGGUGCAAAAGAUCAGCAGGGAUCAUAGUGGCCUACACAAUUUGGUGCCACGAGGUAGGAAUGCCAAAGGACGCAAUGGCGGCAAGUCGAACAAGGAAACCACGGGCAGCUCGACCCCAGCACCGGGCACAGCAUCCGGCAGCAAUAGCGGCAACACGACACCGGCUCACAAGUCGAGUGCUUUGGAUGGGUCCGACAAGGAUGGAGGCGUAGGAGUCAGUGCCAGCGCAGUGGCUGCGGCAGUCACCACUCCCACAAGCAUCCAUGAUCCGAAUCAUUGGAGCAAGAAGGAGAAGUACGAUGCGGAUGCGUACUUGGAGGGCGCCUACAAGAAGCAUCUGGGCAGACACGCGAAUAAAGUCCUGCUGCGCGUGAGGAUGCUUUACUAUAUCCAGCACGAGGUUAUUGGCGAGUUUGUCCAGCAGAUCAAGGACAAUACGCCCAUCAGCGAGCUCCCCAUUCGCCCGCCGCCAACGCCAGAUCAAGUGCCAUCCUCAUGGUGGAAUCCCAUUUGUUGUGAUAAGAGUCUGUUGGUUGGAACCUACAAGCAUGGCUGUGAAAUGUAUCGUCAAAUGCGCGCCGAUCCCAAUCUGUGCUUUGUGACCCAUGUGGGCGCCGGUGCUGCCGGCGACGAUCUGGCUGUCACGAAUUUGCCGAUAAACGAAGACGAUGCAAAUUCAAAGCACGACGAUGGCGACGAGGUGGACGAUGAUGGCACCACCACGACCAAAGACUCGGACUCUGGCAAACUGACCACCGGCGAUAGCAACAAGGACUCGCUGCUCCUCCUUGACCCGGAGCGGCCAAGUUCGUCGGGUAAGAGCGGCGGCAUCGGCGACGGCAACGACGCAAAAACGCUAACGAAGGCCAACGAGCUGGAGGAAUGCGAAAAAGAAACCGCAGCAAAUGCUUCCGAAUCCGAAUCCUCAUCCAAAUCCAAAGCCGAUCCCUUGCCGGACCAUGGUAGCGAUAAUGUCGAUAAUGCGGCAACGUUGGCCGCCCAGCAGGAGGCAUCAUCAGCAACUCCUCCACCACAAUCGGCAGAUACAGAAACAGAUCCGGAAAUCAAGACCAAGAAAAAGGCCGCGGCAGUCUCGACCUCGUUGUCGUCCAGUGAGAAAGCUGGAGAAGAUCUGGAGACAAUGGAGGCCAAGACUGCCGAUGGCGAGUCAGAGAACGAAUCGGAGAAAAAAAUCGAAAAAGAUAAAGAAACUACGAGCCAAAUUGAAAUCGAUAACGAUAACGAAAAUGAAAUCAAAAAGGAAUCAAAGGAGUCAUCUGCUGCUGCUCCUUCUGCUGGGGAAGCCAAAAACGAAGCCGCUGCCAUUGCCCGUGCCGAAGGCGAUCAAGCGGAAUCAUGCACUAACAAUGCUACCACAAACAUCACCACCACCACCACUACUACUACUACCAUUACCAAUACCACUACCACCACCACCACCACCACAACCACCAAUAAUCCAUCAUCCAAAGCGGCUAACUCUAAUGCCCCCAACUCCACAACCAACGACCAUGCUAACUCCAACUCACAUUUAGGCCUGGACGAAGAGGAGAGCGUUGCUGGUAGCUACCCGCCCACCGUGGCAGCCGUUGAGGAUGCCACCACCAUGUGGCCAUCGAUGCAGGACCUCAACACGCGGCUCCGUCGCGUCAUCACCGCCUAUCAGAGGAACUACAAGAAGGAGGAGCUGAAGCUGCAGCAAAAGGCCAAGCUCCAGGCACUGGUCUCAUCGACGCCACCUUUAUCGGUGCCCACCACGCCUACGCUUCAGUCGAUGCAAAUGCAGCUGCAGAGCGGCUCUGGCAGCGGCUCUGUGGGCUCCACGGUGGGCUCUUCAGAUCCCAGCGGCCGGAGUCUGCAAGCAUUGAUGCAGUCGCAGGGCGCCAGCACGUCCGCAGCAGCGGCAGCCGCUGCCGCAGCAGCCGGAGGAGGAGGAUCCGUCGGAUCCGGGCAGUCCCAAUCGCAAGUGGGCGGAUCGGGAGCUAUGCCAGCCAUGCCCACUGCCGCCGACAUCAGCCUGAUGCUGAGCAUCCUCAACACGACCGACGUCAGCCAGCUGGCCAACUUGGACAUCAAUAAGCUGGCCAUGUAUCUGGUCAGCAUGAACAAUAAAAUGGAGCGGCAGGGCAAGAUGGAGCUGGCGGCCAAGGAGCGCGAGUCCCAGCGCCUGCAGCUCAUACCCAAGAAGUGGAAUCGUCGCGAGGAGUACGAAUUCCUCCGUGUUCUCACUGGCUACGGCAUUGACUUGCAUCAGUCCACCAUGGGCGGUGUCUCUGGCGGCGGCGGCAGUCCCGACUGGACCAAGUUCAAGCAGAUGGCUCACUUGGAGCGAAAGAGCGACGAAACCUUGACAGACUACUACAAGGUCUUUGUGGCCAUGUGCAAGCGACAGGCGGGCAUGAAGCUUGCGGAGUCAGAGCGCGGUCUAGAGGGAAUCAUUGAGGAGAUUGAUAAGGAGCACGCCAAGCUCAUAUUGGAUCGCCUGGAAUUGUUGGCCAAGCUGAGGGAAGUGGCACGAAAUCCCCACCUUGAGGAGCGCCUCAAACUGUGCACCAUGAAUGCGGAUACUCCCGACUGGUGGGAGGCAGGACGCCACGACAAGGAACUAAUCACAGCUGUCCUCAAGCACGGACUCUAUCGCUCUGAAACCUUCAUCUUCAACGAUCCAAACUUUAGUUUUGGCGAAUCGGAGAGGCGUUUCAUCCGCGAACUGGAGGCACAAAUCCAGCGUACCAUCAAGCUGGAAGCUUUCAAUGCCGAAAAGGCAGAGAAGUUGGCAGCAGCUGAAAAGGCGGCCGCCGCAGAGAAGGCAGCAGCAGUAGCAGCAGCAGAGAAGACUGCAGCAGUCAAGAACGAGGUGAUAGAUCUUGACGAUGAACUCAUGACCGAUGAUAGUGUCAUCAAGAAGGAGGCCACCCCGGCUACUACUCCCCUGAAGGAUGAGGUUAAGGCUGAAGCAAGUCCUGAGAAAAAGGACGCGGAAGAUGCCGAGAAGAAGUCGCAGGAGGAGAAUGAAGAGCCGGCAAAGAUUGAAACUGAAGCUGAAGAGCAGGCGGCGGACAAGGUCGUCAAGGAAGAGGAGGAGCAAGUCAAAGCCGAAGUCUCUGAUAAAGAAGAUGAAGCUGAAGCCGACAAAGUGCCUGUGCUGGCCACUGCUGAGGCUGACAAGAAGAUUGAUUCAGAGGCCGAGGGAGAACCCAAGACCAGCGACGACAAAAUGGAGGUUGAGGAGGAGCAGCCAGCCAUAUCUGAAAAUGGCGAAAAGAAGGACGAGGAAGCCACAGUUGUCUCCCCCGAGAAACCGACUGCUGAAACCGAGGAGAAGAAAUCUUCGGGAGAGGAGAAGCCAGCAGAAGCUGCUCCUGCUGACGAAGAGACCUCUAAAAUGGACGUUGACGAAGCCGCCACUAAAGUGGAAGAGACGGAGUCAACUGAGAAAUCGGAGGAAUCCCCGGAAAAGGAAGCCGAAGCAGACAAGGGUGCGACAAAGACUGACGAAGAGAAGCCAGAAGAAGAAUCUAAAGAAGACUCCAAGGAGGCAGACACAAAGGGCAAGGACAAGGAGGAGAAACCUGAAUCAGCAGCAUCAGAAGCCGAGACAGUUGUUUCUCCCAAGAAAAAGCCAGCCAACGAUCAGGAGAUUCUUGAUUUGGUGGCUGGACCCACCGAUCCCGAUGACGACGAGGUGAUGAAGGAGAAGGAGAAGGCUGUCGAGGAGGAGUGCAAGAAGCAGGCGGCCGAGCUCAAGGCCCGCUUCCCCGAUCUGGAGGUCAUCCAACCGGCGGCCGUAAAGCAACAAAAGUUGGAGAAGCCCAAGCUGGAGAUGUGCAUGAUCCGCUGGUUCAAGGACUUUGCCCUGGAACGCCGCAUUGCCCACAUUGUGGCCUGUGUGGAGGGUGGCAAGUGGCCGGUGGACAUCAAGUACAGUGCCUUUGCCGGUUGCAAGGCAGGCGUCACAGACCUGAGUAUCGCCCUCCAUGAGUCCAUUCCCCAUCUGAGCAGCCUGGAGCGUCGCUCGACAACCCCCGAUGUAAUUACAAUCACCACCGAUCAGGGUGUAACGAAGCAUCUGCAGGCUUCGCAGAUGCAACAGGUGGCCGCUAGUUCGGCAUCUUCCUCCGCCGCCUCCCAGGGGGCUGGCAGCCAGUCGAAGUCCACACCCACUUUGCCCGGUUUGGAUGCCAACAGCAUCAAUGCUGCAGUGGCUGCUGCCGUGGCAGCAGCCGCAGCCGGUGGCAAUGCCACCUCAUUGUCCUCGUUGCUGCCGGGUAUGUCGCUGAGUGCGGCAAGUGGCGUCUCAUCGGCCUCGUCAGCCGGCCUCGGUGGUGGCCUAAAUGUGCCCAAUGCCGGUGGCGGGUCGGGAGUGGGCAAGAAGCGCAAGCGACACAUUGCCAUCGAUGUGGAAACGGAAAGGGCUAAGCUCCACGCUUUGCUCAACAGCUCGACAAUGGCUCCCAAGGACUGGGAGAGUGAGAUUGCCAAUAUGGAGGCCUUGACUGGAGGCGGUUCCUCUGGUCGCGGACGCGGCGGCAGCUCUUCUUCGGCUGCCCUGAGUGGCAUGCAACCGCCGCCGGCGCACCAACAUGCCUCGCUGUCGCGCCAAUCCUCGGGACAGUUUAGCAAGCCAGCUGUGCCGGCGCUUAAGACGCCACCGCCCUCGAUGGGCGCACCCAUGGAUUUAUCCUCAAGCAGCCUGCCCAAGAUGAACAUGACGGAGAUGCUAAAGUCGGCCUCCAGUGCCGGAGCCAUUGACUUGAGUGAGGUGCAGGACUUCUCCAUGCCCUCCAAGAAGUCCAGUGUGCAUGCGGCUCUGAGCUCCGCCUUCCCUUCGAUGGGCGGCAGCAAGAGCAAGCUGGAUGACACGCUCAACAAGCUCAUGAAGAAGAACAAUUGUACCAUCGAAGAACCCGUGAUUGGCAAGGAGAAGAAGCGCAAGAAGCUAGACGAGAUUGUGCUGGGCUUAUCGGCUGCCAAGGAGCAGAAGACCUUCCCCGAUCCCUCGCUGCCCUCGUCGUCUUCGUCGUCGAAGAAGCCACAGAUACCGCCCAGCGUCUCGGUGACGCCGGCCAAUCUGCAGUCCUCGGCGAGCCAGCAGCAAUUGAAUCAGAAACCAUUCACCAUCACUGUGACCACAGUGCCCGGAAAAUCCAAAAGCGGCGGAACCGGCGCCGGCGGAAGCUCAUCGGCCAGCGGCAGCAGCAGCGGCGGCGGCAGCGGCCUGAGCGCCCUGCAGAACAUGGCCAUGGGCGGCCUCUCCUCCAAGGACAGCUUAAACGCCCUGCUGGCCCAGACCAUGGCCACCGAUCCGCAGACGUUCCUCAAGCAACAACAGAAGAUGAUGCAGUUCCUGCCGCCCGCCCAGCGCAAGGCCUACGAGAAUAUGCUGGCCGAAAUGGAGCAGGCCAUGAAGCUCAGUCCCAAGUUCUCCUCCGCAGCCGCCACCAACUCGCCGCACGACGUAAAGGUAAACAAGUGGCUGUCGGACAUGACCAGUCCCCUGGGCGACCAGCUCAGCAUUGACUACGUCGGCGGCGGCGGCGGUGGUGGAGCAAGUGGCUCGAACAGUCGGCGCUCCAAUCGUCAGCAGAGCAGCUCGAGUGCCUCGCAGAUGCAGAAACAACAACAGCAGCAGCAACAACAGCAGCAGCAGCAACACUCAAUGGCCGCUGGGCCACAGAAUCUAACGGGAGAGGAGCCCGUGCCCGUGAUCAACAAGCAGACGGGCAAGCGUUUGGGCGGCAACAAGGCGCCGCAGCUCAAGCGCCUCAUGCAAUGGCUCACGGAGAAUCCCAACUAUGAGGUGGAUCCCAAGUGGCUGGAGCAGAUGCAGAAUCCCAUGUCGGCACCCUCGCCCAAGCCCGCAUCCUCUUCCAUGGACAGUAGCUACGGUUCGCCGGCGGUCAAGUCCCAUGGCGGUCGCCCCUCGUCCAACUCGAGUAACGCCUCCUCCUCGUCGCAUACCCAACAGCAGCAACAGCAGCAGCAAUCUUCCGCCGCCGCUCAGUCGCCGGCGGGAGGAGGAUCAUCAAAGAAGUCGUCACGAAACCAGCAAACGGCAGCUGCCGCGGCUCUAGAUCAGGCGGCCCUACAAUUUGGCUCGCUGGCUGGCCUGAAUCCCAGCCUGUUGGCCAAUCUUCCGGGACUGGGCGCCUUUGAUCCGAAGAAUCCACUGGCUGCCUUCGAUCCCAAGAACCCGUUGCUGUCCAUGUCCUUUGGCGGCAUGCCCGGCAUGGGCAAUAUCCCGGGACUCGGCAACCUGAACAACAUGAACCUGUUCGCCAGUCUGGCGGGCAUGGGAGGUUUGGGCAACUUAGCUGGGAUGGACACCCAGUCGCUGGCUGCGCUCAUGGCUGCUGCCGGGCCAACUCUUGGCGGUUUGACGGGUUCAGCCGGCGGAGCGGGUUCCGGCAAGAGUCAAGGGCAGUCGUCGUCGGCCGCCUCAUCCUCCUCGGCCAGCAAGAAGAAGCAACAGCAGCAGCAGCAACAACAGCAGCAGCAGCAGGCAGCGGCAGCGGCAGCUGCCCAGCAGCAGGCGCAAAAUGAAGCUGCUCAGCUGGCGGCGGCCAUAAGUGCCAGUAGCGGUGGCGGAUCAUCGGGAGGAGGCGGUAACGGCGGCGGUGGAGGCGGAGGCAAGAAUGCAGCCGCAUCUGCAUCGCAGCAACUGGCCGCCGGCUUCCCGUUCCUUUUCCCCAAUCCCUCGCUGCUGUACCCACCCAUGGGCCUGGGCGGACUCAAUCCGUACUCCCUGGGCUCCAGCGGUCUGGGCUCCGCCUACGACCAGCUGGCGCAGCAGUAUAACCUGCUGAACGGUGGCGCCACUUCGUCUGCCUCCAACACCAGCUCCACGCAGUCCAAGUCUCACCAGUCGCAGUCGUCCAAGUCGAGCCAGUCGAGGAAUGCCUCGGCCUCAGCCUCGGCCGCGGCCAGCCUCAUGAAUGCCAUGGCCAGCAUGGGCGGCGGCGGUGCCAGCACAGUAACCACACCUUCGUCCUCAUCGUCGGGCCGGGGUAGGCAGUCGUCGAGCAGCAGAAGCCAAGCCCAGACGACGCCCACAGCGGCGGACAUGGCGCAGUUGAGCAGCCUGCUUAUGCCAGGUGCGGAUCCCCACUUGCUCGAGUCGCUGAGCCGGAUGAGCAACAUGGACUUGGCACAAGCCACGCGCCUCAUGAGCUCCUUGGGCAUGCCACCGCUGCCGGGUACCGCGGGCGGCGCUUCCUCGAGCAGUGCCGCCAGCAGCGGCAGCAAGAGGAGCAGCAGCAGCAGCAGCCAGCAGCAGGUGAACGAGGCGAAUGCCCAGGCCAAGGAGCAGCAAAAGUGGUUCGAGAGCCUCGCACGCGGUGCCCUGCCCACGGAUUUGGCCGCCCUGCAGGCAUUCUCGCAGGGCAAAAUGCCCUCGACAUCAUCCAGCUCCAAUGCUGGCGGGUCAUCCUCAGCCUCCAGCAAGAACUCCAAAUCGUCGUCAUCGGCGUCGGCAGCUGCUGCAGCAGCAGCAGCGGCAGCUGCCGCGGCGGCAGCCCAACUGCCACAAAUCCCGGGCAUGUCCAGUGACUUUUCACAGGCCUUCCUGGCCGAAAUGGCCGCCCAAGCAAUGGCCGCUGCCGGAGGAUCCCUGCCGCUGAGUGGUCCUGGCUCUCUGGCCAGUUUGGCGGGACUCACAGGAGGCUCAGCCGGAGGAUCAAGUGGAGGAGGCGGUUCGUCGGGCAGCAGCUCUUCAUCGAAGCGACAGCGCGAACAGGACGCCUUCAAACAGCAAAUGGAUUACUAUACCAAGACUCUGGGCCUGGGAUCGGGCAUCUCGUUGAUACCCACGUCCUCGGCAUCGUCUUCCGCCUCCAGUUCGGCGAAUGCCGCGGCGGCCGCCUACGCUGCCGCCCUGGAUGCCGAGCAACAGCACCAGCAGCAGCAGCAGCAAAAGUCCAAGCGAUCGCGCAGUGAAAUGCAUCCCACCAAGGAGGAGCUGGCCGCUGCAGCCAUGGCUGCCGGACUGCCUCUCAACCUGGGAGCCAGCAUGAGCAGCAUCGAGAAGAGUCUGCGGGGCGGAAGUAGCUCCAGCAGCUCGACCCCGGCACCCCUGUCUGGAGGGGACCACCAACAAGACAAGGUAACCCUGACGCCGCUGAAUGCCUCCGGGGGAUCGGGCAGCUCUUCUGCUGCCGGCUUGGCCGCCAAUCUGCCAAGUCAGACAACGAUAACCAUAGCGCCGCCGAUAAGCAGCGGAGCGAGCACCAGCAGCGAGCGUUCCGAGCGCUCCGAGUCGCGCAUCUCCCUGACCAUCACGAAUGCGGCAGAUGCGGCCAAACUGCCUCCGCCAUACGAGGAGGCCGACGAACUGAUCAUACAACCCAUACUCAAGAAGCCUUCGGCAGCGGCUUCUGCUCCUGCUCCAGGCAGCAGCCAUGGCGGUAGCGUGGAGGAUCUGGACACCGCGGGAGCCGGGGCAGUGGCCAAUCUGAGCGGUUCCUCAACGAGUUCAGCGGCUGCCGCCGCCGCCGCUGCAGCCGCCGCCGAAGAGAAUCGUCGUUCCUCAAACCGCCUGAAGCGUCCGCGGUCCUCGGGCAACGAGCAGGCAGCAGCGGCACCUGGUUCAGCGGUGGAGGGACAACCGCCUGAGAAGCGACGCGAGCUGAGAUCGACUCGCCACACUCGCUCCUCGGCGGAUGCCAGCACGCUGAAUCUAUCGGCUGGCAGCGAGUCAGGUGCCGAGGAGCGGAAUGAAUGAGUAUUGCGCAGAUCCGAGCGCCAGCGCUAGCAGGAUGAGGCGGCGGCGCCUUCUCUGAAACCAGGAGGAGGAGGAGCCACAACUGGACGACAACAAACGAAGCAAAAAGUCAAUGAAAAUAACAAAAGAAAAAACAAAGAGGUGAAGAUAAAGGAAAAUAUGCAGAAGAUGAUCAAGAUGCAAACGCGGUCGAGGCGAAACUGUUACCACUAGGAGUUGGAAGGAACCCUUAAGCUUAAAGUUGUGUAAAGUCUAAGGAAUCAUGAUAUAUAAACUAAACUAUAUAUAUAAAUAGAGAGCGAGGGGGCGAGGAGAGAGGAGAACUGGGCAGCGAACGCACACCAUCCCCUUCUGCUGGGCUUGGACACCUGCUGCAACAAACGUCUGGCCCUGUGGGGAGGCAGGAUAGGUGCUGCCUUCGUUGAUGAUCUGGGUUAACGAGUUUCAGAACUGCUGCUUAAAAUCUGGAACUCGUUUUCACAUCACUUUUCCUGCCCCUGAAGAAUAUAUUUAUAAAAUUACGAAACAUAAUUUAAAGAAAGCGCUUAUAAUUUAAUUGUAACCGAGAAUAAUUGAGGAAGGAUUGCUGCUGCAUCCGGCUUAAUCGUUUAAAUUAUUGCAACCACAAGAAAUGUUUUAAUAAUAGAGACACGGAAGAUACUAAUUGGGUUUCCACACACACACACAGAUACAACGUCUCUUAAUAUAUACGAUACCUGUACAUAAUUUAUAUAAUCUUUACAAAAUGGCUCUCGCAUUGCUUAACGUUUUUAAUAUACACCUAAACAUAUACAAACAUAUAUUAAGGAAGGCACACACACACAUUAUGUAUUCUCUCAUAACCUCCUCACUAUGUUGUAUUUACUCUCUCUGUCCUGUCUCUGUGUGUCCUCCCCUGGCAAGCUGCGUGUAAUUUGUAUAAUUUUUAAUUUUGUAAUUAGUAAAAAGUGUCCCAAUUGUAUGUGUUUUUUUAAUCAGAAACUCCCUUAUACACACACUUGAGCGACAAAAAUAUAUAUAACUUUUUAAUUAAAUCAAUUUUUAAUGUGUAAUUGAGCUGAGACGACACGUACAAGAUGCUGCGACUAAUUAUGAACGACGAUUAAGGUUUUUUCUUCUUAUUUUAUUUUUGCACUCAACGAGAGAGAGACCUAAAAAAAGCAAAACAUACACACACACUAAAAAAAGAGACAAAAACAACCAUAUAUUGCAUACACUUAUCUUGUAAGUAUAAAUCUUAAUUAAAAUUAUAAUAUGUGGAACUGCAGAACAACAAUAACCGAGGAAGCAACCGCAACACACCAGAUAACAACAACAACAACCGAGCGAGCAUCAAUUAUUGAUAUUUGAUGAUAAAUAAAUAAAUAUAAAAAGAAAAUAAAUUUCAAAAAUUACAAAA
Drosophila kikkawai is the source of this 19190-nucleotide messenger RNA. The record is from RefSeq and is a predicted model, not a curated record. NCBI's taxonomy places the organism in Eukaryota, Metazoa, Arthropoda, Insecta, Diptera, Drosophilidae.